Molecule: messenger RNA, 4038 nt
Organism: Saccostrea cuccullata (small rock oyster)
Lineage: Eukaryota; Metazoa; Mollusca; Bivalvia; Ostreida; Ostreidae
Exons: 1
Coding region: 1-4038 (1345 amino acids)
Biological process (GO): DNA integration
Molecular function (GO): nucleic acid binding
Source: RefSeq, a predicted model, not a curated record
AUGGCGCCCCCUGACGAGAAUGAGGAAGCCGCACAAGAGCACCAAGCUACUCCGAGAGCUUUGAUCAAUCCAAACUUACGACUACCACCGGAAUUGAACCUUCUUACUGGUAAUGUGUCGGAAAACUAUAAGUCUUGGAAACGGCAAGUGGAAAUUUAUCUGAUAGCGAGCGGAACUACUGCAUUGUCGGAGGAAAUUCAGACUGCAACGAUAAUCAAUUGUGGAGGUGAGAGACUUUUGAAAAUUUAUGAUCACUUUGAAUGGGCACCUGGUGAGGAUAAGAACAAACCUCAGGAUGUGUUUAACAAAAUUGAACAGUACUGUAAUCCUCGCAAAAACGAAGUCGCGGAAUCGCACAAAUUUUGGAGUACAAAGUAUUUCGAACCUUUUGACCAGUUUCUCACUGAAUUGCGUAUAAAGGCAGCGUCCUGCAAUUUCAAAGAGGAGGAUCGCAUGAUUAGAGACAAGAUUGUUUUCAGUUGCACAGGAAAAAUGCAGCAGCUCCUAUUGAGGGAUGAUGAUUUGGACCUCAAGAAAGCAAUUAAGAUUUGUCAGUCCUAUGAGCAGGCUAAUCGACAAGCUGAAGAGAUGAAGAAAGAGAACAAUGCAAGUGUGCACAAAGUAAGCGAAUCUCAGACACAUCGAAAAACUGUGAACAAAGUUCCAUAUAAGAAACAAGGAUUCAAGAAACCACAGGACAAGGAGAAGUCGUGUAAAUUCUGUGGAACCAAACAUCCAAUGAAGAAAGAGUCCUGUCCGGCAUGGGGAAAAACCUGUAACAAAUGUCAUGGACGCAAUCAUUUCAGUGUGAAAUGCAAGAAGAUUAACCUUGUUGACCGGAAACAAUAUAGCGAUUCGUCUGAUGAAGAUGAAUAUUGGCUCAACGUUGUUAACUGUAACAAAACUACCUUAACAGCUGUCAUGAGUUUGAACAACUGUGAUGUUCGAUUUCAGUUGGAUAGUGGUGCACAGAUAAACACCUUACAGAAGAAGUAUGUUCGGAAGGAUCAAGUUCGCCCGUCCGCAUCAACUCUUCGUGUAUAUGACUCAGCACCUUUGAAAACCCUAGGAGAAGUUGAUCUACCUGUUACAAACCCAAAGACUAAAGAAGUGAUGAAUAUGACAUUUGCUGUUGUUAGCAAUAAACUUCAGAGUUUAUUAGGACUUCAUGGGAUCCAGAAAAUGAAUCUCAUCACUGUGAAUGAAGAGAAGUUCAUCUCAAAGGUGGAUACGUCAGCGUCAGAACUAGGUGACCUUGGAGAAGCUACACUUGUGGUCGAUAGUGAGAUCCAACCUAAAACUCUACCGUGUCGAAAACUCCCACUAGCUAUUAAGGACAAUGUGAAAACAGAACUUGACAACCUUGUUAAGAGAGGAAUUCUUGUUCCAGUAACCACACCAACAAAAUGGGUCAAUCAGAUGGCGGUAGUGCACAAAGCGAAUGGAAAACUGAGAAUUUGUCUUGAUCCGCAAGCUUUAAACUCAGCACUAUUGCGUGAACAUUACAAACUACCGGUACUUGAUGACGUACUACCUAAACUUCAGAAAGCCAAGUUGUUCAGCAAACUGGAUGUCAAAGAAGCCUACUGGCAUGUAAAACUGGAUGAGAAGUCAAGCAUGUUAACAACCAUGAUUACACCGUUUGGUAGAUACCGAUGGUCUAGACUUCCAUUUGGCCUGAAGGUCUCCAGUGAAAUUUUCCAAAGAAAAUUGACUGAGGCUCUUGGUGACAUUGAAGGCGUUUUUACCAUAGCUGAUGAUAUCAUUGUUACAGGCUGUGGCGAUACUAUUCCAGAAGCUGAACUAGACAACACAGAGAAGCUGAAACUCUUGUACUCGAGAUGUAAACAAGCAAAUAUCAUCCUGAAUGAUGACAAGAAAGAGAUUGGACUGCGUGAGAUAAAGUUUCAUGGACACAAGAUAACAAGUGAAGGUGUGAAGGCAGAUGAUGGAAAAGUCAAGGCUAUUAUAGACAUGCCCAGCCCAACAGAUAUUUCUGGUGUGAAAAGAUUUUGUGGUAUGGUGCAGUAUAUGUCCAAAUUUCUGCCGAGUUUAUCUACAACCCUUGAACCACUCAGAACACUCACUCGUAAAGACACACCAUGGACGUGGACCAAGAAGUGUGAGAAGGCAUUUAACGAUGUCAAAAAGCAACUUACCUGUACUCCGGUUCUUGCUUACUUCAAUCCAGAUUUGGAGCUGACGUUACAAACAGACAGUAGCAAAGAUGGUCUUGGAGCUGUUCUCCUACAGAAUGGAAAACCAAUCGAGUAUGCAUCUCGUUCACUAUCUAUGGCACAACGGAAAUGGGCCCAAAUUGAGAAAGAGGCACUUUCUAUUCUAUUUGGACUCGAAAAGUUCGACCAGUAUACCUAUGGCCGAAAAGUGGUUAUCGAGAAUGACCAUAAACCGUUAGAGGCGAUUCUAAGAAAACCUUUAUCAGCAGCCCCACGUAGACUGCAGGAUAUUAUGAUGAAACUGAAUAGAUAUGACAUUACGUUCAAAUUCGUCAAAGGUGAAGAUCUUAUCAUAGCUGAUAUGUUAAGCAGAGCGACGAUAGAAGUUCCUACUGAUGAUCGUCCAAGAAUCAUGACUGUGUGUGUGGAUCCUGACUUGUCAGAUGUUCGACUUGAUGAAAUUCGCAAGGCAACAGAAAUGGACUCUGAAUUGCAAUGCUUGAUUGCAAACAUCACUGAUGGAUGGCCAGAUAGAAAGAACCUAGUAGAAGAGUCAGUCAAACAGUACUAUGAUCUCCGUGAAACUUUGAGUGUUUAUAAUGGUAUUGUUGUGAAGGGUGAAGCUAUUGUGAUUCCUAAGUCUCUCAGGUCUGAUGUGAAGCAUCGACUACAUUCAGCUCACCUUGGCUAUGACUCCAUGAUCCGGCGAGCUCGUGGAACAGUAUUUUGGCCAAAUAUGCAAAGUGAUAUAAAACAGUUAGCUGACAAUUGCUAUGCCUGUCAGGAGAUGAAACCUAGACCGAGCAAAACUCCACUCACUCAACAUGAUGAUGGAACAAAACCAUGGAACAAAAUUGGAUUAUAUUUCUUCCAAAUCAAGAAUCAUACUUACCUUGUCAGUGUUGAUUAUUUCAGCAACUAUAUUGACAUUGCUCUCAUGCCAACUACAACUUCAGUGAAGUUAAUCAAAACCUUGAAGAAGCAAUUCUCUCAUUUUGGAAUUCCGUCGGUAAUUGUCACAGAUGGAGGACCCCAGUUUACUUCAAGCGAAUUCAAGAAGUUCACCACUGAAUGGGGAAUAAAGCACGUAACUUCAUCACCAAACCAUCAGAGAGCCAAUGGAAAGGCAGAGUCCGCCGUCAAGAUUAUGAAACACUUGAUCAUGAAAUGUGACAAGGAAUCAACAGACCAAUUUGAGGCACUGUUAGAACAGAGAAAUACGCCAAGACAAGACACAGGUCUUAGUCCCUGCGAGAUGAUGUUUGGGAGACAUACGCGAACGAAACUUCCAAAGCUAGAUCGACACAAGACUUCCUCAAACAGGAAACGACAACAACGGAAGAAGUCAGUGAAACGCUAUUACGAUCGAACAGCACAUGAGAAAACUCAACUCAAGAAAAACCAAAAUGUGUUCUUUGAAAGGAAGUCGAAUGAGAAAUGGAUUCUUGGUAAAAUCGUUGACUGUCUACACAACCAAACCUACAUAGUUCAGUCAGAGGAUGGUACAACUUACCGCAGGAAUCGUCUGCAUAUUCGACCAACCAAAGUGAAAGUAGUCAUUCGUGACAAAUCUCCAGUGCGUUUUGAAAGCAGGAAGCAACCAGUUGAAUCUACACAAGAGGAUAAUUCCGAUAUGCGUAUGACAGAUUUUCAUCAUGAGCCACGUGUUUGCAUAGAAAAGGAAAAUUUGGUUGAUCGUAACCCCAGUACUAUGACCAACUCACCGCUUGACAAUUCCGAAUCACUGGAUGAGACCGUACAACAAUCUCAAGCAGAUAUGGUACCUGAACCUAUUCCAUUGCGUCGAUCAGCAAGAGCUCGAAGGGAACCAGCAAAGCUCAAAGACUAUGUGCGUUAUUGA